AUGACUUUCCGUGACCCUCCUCGCACUAGUCGCCUAUUCCACAUAACCGAUCGUUCAAGUGGUCUACGUUUCCUCGUAGAUACGGGAGCUGAAGUUACCACUCCGUAUAUCUUCAACGCCAAGCCUGAUCGAUAUUCGCCACGCGGGAUGAGCCAACUUGAUUACAUUUCACAGUUCACUACGGACGUUCGGUACACUCCAGGUUCGGACAUUGUCGUCGUAGAUGCCCUAUCCCGUCAUGACAUCAACGAUCUUCGCCCUUCCACACAGCUAGACCUGGCCAAGCUGGCUAACCUUCAAAAUAGUAAACGACAGCCCUUGAACGACAAGAACGAAACCGACCCGGGAAGUUAG
This is a messenger RNA of Opisthorchis viverrini, 354 nucleotides long. RefSeq lists its product as hypothetical. The transcript has 3 exons. The record is from RefSeq and is a predicted model, not a curated record. The coding region runs from base 1 to 354 and encodes 117 amino acids. Lineage: Eukaryota; Metazoa; Platyhelminthes; Trematoda; Opisthorchiida; Opisthorchiidae.